GCUUCUUGCUCGCACGGCUCGAAUCGCAUGUCGCACACGUUCGUUCGUCUCGUCGCGUCGCGUAAAUAAAACAACAACAACAAAAACUAAAACAAGCGUAACAACGAUCGUUGCAACAAUUUUAAUGUGUCUCAAGUGAAUUACUUUUCACACCUUUGGAAAACAGCCGAGAAAAAAAGAAAACAGAGGCGCGCGCUUGUUCGCCAUUUGCGCAUAUCAAGUCCAAGUGCCUUUUCACCAAACAAAGGUGUGGCCUAAAGUCGAAGCAAAACACUUGAGUUAAAAAACAAAAAAAAAAAUGCAGCGCGCUCAACUGGCAACUGCUAUUACACUAUGUUCUAUAUAAAUUAGACGGGCAACGAAAUUGAAAAAGCAACACACACACACACACAUGCAAAGCACACUGUAUGGCUGUGUGUGUGUGCGCGCGCGUGUGUGUGUUUUGUCUAUUUGCUGUGCAUGCUUCACGCUCGCCUAAAGUUCUAAAAGUCAAGUGCAAUUUAGCCCCAACAACAACAACAACAAUUGCUAACAGACUCUACUCAAGUGACGUUUUAUUGGCGCAAGGUGAAAAAACAACAACAACAGCAACAAAUGUUAAAUACGACAAAAAUAUUUUACAAACAACUUAAAUGAUUUUUGUCGUCUCAGUGCGCCGCAGUGCAAAUUCGCCAACAACUAACAAAGUUUACUUAACAACAACAACUAUAAGUUUGGAUUAGCGGCUGCAGUUCAAAGCCAACAAUUUGUUGAUAAGCAUCUCAGCGCUGCGCUCAGCUCUCAUCCCUAUAAAAUGAUGAAUCAGGACAAUCCGUAUGCGAUGAAUCAGACGUGCAAGGUCUGUGGCGAGCCGGCGGCUGGAUUUCAUUUCGGCGCAUUCACCUGCGAGGGCUGCAAGUCCUUCUUUGGUCGCUCCUACAACAAUUUGUCCUCGAUUUCGGACUGCAAGAACAACGGCGAGUGCAUCAUUAACAAAAAGAAUCGCACUGCCUGCAAGGCCUGCAGGCUGAAGAAGUGCCUCAUGGUGGGCAUGAGCAAGAGCGGCUCACGCUAUGGACGUCGCUCCAACUGGUUCAAGAUUCACUGUCUGCUGCAGGAGCAGCAGCAGCAAGCGGUGGCCGCCAUGGCGGCGCAUCAUCAGCAGGCGGGCGGGCCGCCAGGUGGCGCCACUGCCAAUGGCUGCAUGAAAUCGAUGGCGGCGCCUUCCUCAGCGGCAGCGGCUACAGCGCUGGGCAUGCUGGGACAUGCCACUGGCGGCUAUGCGGGAUUAUAUGGCGGCGGUCCAGCGCGCAGCAAGGAGGAGCUUAUGAUGCUGGGCCUGGAUGCGGCUGCAUAUGAUGCAGGCAUUAAGCAUCCCUCGCUGGUCGCAUCACCAUCGGUCAGCUCACCCGAUUCACACAACUCGGACAGCUCCGUUGAGGUGAGCAGCAAGCAGGCGACGGAUGCAGCGGGCGCUGCGCCCGGACGACCGCCGCAUCUGCGCAAGGAGCUCACAACGUUUUUGCCUUUGCCCUUUCCUGGUCUGGGCUCCAUGCCUGUGAUGCCGCCGCCUGCAUUUCUGCCGCCCUCGCAUUUACUCUUCCCUGGCUAUCAUCCUGCGCUCUAUACGCAUCAUCAGGGACUGCUAAAGCCCACGCCGGAGCAGCAGCAGCAGCAGGCGGCAGUGGCGGCGGCUGCUGUGCAGCAUUUAUUCAACUCCAGCAAUGCAGCAGCAGCAAGUGGGCAACGCUAUGCGCCACAGCUGAGUCCCAAUCACAACAACAACAGCAGCCAACAGUCAACAGAGCUUAGCAAGCGUUUCUAUUUGGAUGCAGUGCUUAAGUCACAGCAGGCGCCGUCGCCGCUGGCAACAAAGCUGAGCACAAGCAAACAAGAUUACUCCAUAUCGGCGCUAGUGACGCCCAAUUCGGAAAGUGGACGCGAGCGCGUGAAGAGCAGACAAAGCAAUGGCGAGCUGGAGGAGGAGGAGCAGCAGCAGCAGGAGGAGCAGCAGCAGGCAGCGCAGCAAGCGAAUGAAGAAGAAGAAGAAGAUUUGGUAGUGUCCAUGACGCCGCCUUGUUCACCAGCUACAGAGCAGCAAGCGCCGACGCCGGCACAUCAAGACAAUCCCAUUGAUCUAAGCAUGAAGACCACAGGCAGCAACAGCAGCAGUCAAAGCCACAGACGUCGACGUAGCAGCAGCAGCAACAGCGACGACGACGACGGCAGCGACGCCGGCAGCAGCAGCAGCCAAGCUGAAGCUCAAAGCGAGCAGCAAGAGCAGCCGCUGCAUAUAACAACAGCUGAGGAUUCAGCUGAAGCGCACAACAACAAUAACAACAACAAUAUUAACAACAACAACAACAAUAGCAACAAAAGUGAUAAUGAGCCCAGCAGCGAAAGCAUCAAACGCAAACUCAACGCGCUGCUGCAAGAAAGUUCAAGCCAAAAGCGUCAGCGCUUAGAGCAAUGUGCCACGCCCACAAAGGCGCAUGCUGCAGCGCUUGAUUUAACCAACAAAGUUUGAAUGUCGCUCUCUCUCGCUCUCGCUCUCGCUCUCUCUGCGCUAUUGCCAAAUAAAAUUCUUUUAAACGUGGCUUGUGCCAUUUGCUUGCGAUGUUAUCACAUCGUUUAAAAUAACUAACGAAAUGGCAAAUAUAAAACAAUAAAACAAAAAGAAAACAAUAACAAAUUAGCAU
Molecule: messenger RNA, 2678 nt
Organism: Drosophila busckii
Lineage: Eukaryota; Metazoa; Arthropoda; Insecta; Diptera; Drosophilidae
Product: knirps-related protein
Exons: 4
Coding region: 794-2506 (570 amino acids)
Biological process (GO): regulation of DNA-templated transcription
Molecular function (GO): sequence-specific DNA binding; DNA-binding transcription factor activity; zinc ion binding
Source: RefSeq, a predicted model, not a curated record